Molecule: messenger RNA, 285 nt
Organism: Triticum turgidum subsp. durum (durum wheat)
Lineage: Eukaryota; Viridiplantae; Streptophyta; Magnoliopsida; Poales; Poaceae
Source: the annotation of a GenBank genome assembly
AUGCAGCAAGCCAAGGUGAAGGUGAAGGAUGGCUCGAGCGCGCUGAGGGCCAAGGCGAAGAUAGCGUGGGCCAAGCUGGCGGAGAAGGUGGAGGCUGCGACGUCGAGGUCGCACGACGAGCGGAAGCUGGCGCACGAGCGCGGCAGGGCCAAGGUCGCCGCGGCCGAGGCGCAGCUGCACCGGGAGAAGGUCGCGCACCGCGAGGCCGCCAUGGAGCACCGCCUCCACAAGCACGCCGGCGUCGGCGGCCACAACCACAAGCACGACGCCGGUGGUGUGCACUGA